Messenger RNA from Cotesia congregata, 606 nucleotides. The record is from the annotation of a GenBank genome assembly. Lineage: Eukaryota; Metazoa; Arthropoda; Insecta; Hymenoptera; Braconidae.
AUGAAAAAAAUCUUCAAGUUUAAAGCACUCAUCCUCUUCAAAGACAUCAUCAUCAAUAACCGACAGCUGGAUAGUCUUCCUGAUUUCCCCAGGUUCAAACCUAAGAGUCCCCUUAACUUCAACAUAAUCAGCACCAGCCUCAGCGGAACCAUCUUCAGUAAAAUAAUCAACAGUGCAAGCUUGAUCAAGAUCUCCACCAACCCUGGUGACAGUAAUAUCAAAAGUCCCAACAUUUUCCAUCACAGUAUAAUGAGCAGGCUCAAAGAAGAUCCUCAUCUUAUUAAUAUCAUCAAUAUUAACACACUCGGCUUCCGCCCUCUGAAGUUCAGCCUUGACUUCACUGAGAUCACUCUGUGCCCGUUCGCUGAUCUUCCUGCUAAGGUUUCCAGCACCGACCAUCUUUCUGGUGGCCAGAACACGAUAAAACGCUCUGCUUUUGGGGCCUUUUCCCAGGACCUCUUCAUGAGCCAUCACCUCGAGCUGCUCCAAGGGCAGAGCGGGGUGUUUCUUCCUCAGUUCCCUCAAAGUGUUGAUGUAGUCCUUCCUGGUGCUCUCAAAUUCUCUGGCCUCCUGGCCGCAGCUGUCCCCAACUCUGUCCACGAAUAG